Messenger RNA from Fragaria vesca subsp. vesca, 2471 nucleotides. RefSeq names its product probable protein phosphatase 2C 52-like. Bases 732 to 2153 code for a protein of 473 amino acids. Gene Ontology annotation, biological process: protein dephosphorylation. The transcript is spliced from 6 exons. The record is from RefSeq and is a predicted model, not a curated record. Gene Ontology annotation, molecular function: protein serine/threonine phosphatase activity. Lineage: Eukaryota; Viridiplantae; Streptophyta; Magnoliopsida; Rosales; Rosaceae.
UUAGCUAGCCUGCCUGCCUCCCUCGUCACUAAAGAAGAGUACUAUUGCUCGUGAACUCAUCAAUUUGAAUCCUUCUUCGUUCUUCCUUCUGUAACACCAAAACUGUAAGAAACACAAGAACAGUGAAGAAACAACGAGAUAAGGUUCAUACUCAUACGCGCCUAAAAAAGAGGAAGAGGAGUAGUAGUGUUUCUUAAGUUGACAUCAUCAACUUGAUCAAAUUGGUCUUCUUUCAUCGGGAUUGCACGGCUACUCCACAGUAGAAACUCGAUUCUUCUCUCUCUAAAAAAUAGAGACUUUCUCUCUAUUCUGCCCUGACCCUGCUUGCUUUUGCAAUCAAUGCACCAAACCUCUCAGCCCUCCCACCAUUUCUCAACUCUCCACCAACAUUAUUAAUACCCCAAUCUCUUCCACUCUUUGGUCUCUUCUAAAUUGCUCCUCUCUGAUCCCAAAGCUCCAAUCUUGAAGAGGGAACAUUGAAGAAACAGCUGGUUUUGUCAUCGGUUCACGUAAUCUCCACAGCUUGUAUUUGACUAUGUUAAAAUGCCCCAUGUUCCCAGUUUUCUAUGUCAAGUUGUAAAGUGGCUUCGGCUUUGAUGUGUGGGAAUCUUUGGCAUUUGGAUAGUCUUUUGCUCAGUUGACCAUUUCAGAAUUUCAUGUGAGAUCUGUUUUGCCCAAAGGAUGAAUCUUAUCCCUUGUUGCAUCAGAUGUAUUCUUUGAGGAGCUGAGCAAUGGGGGCUUGUGUUUCGACUAGUAAUAAGAGGACUUGCAGUAGCAGAAACAAUGGAGAGACUCUUUCUCCUUCGUGCUUGGGGAUUGGAUUCUCUGGGAAAAAGAGAACAAAGACAUUCUCAGACCGCGUAUAUACCCUGCAGAAUUUACAUUCCAUACCCAACCGUAUUUUUACCAAUGGAAAGAGCAAAACGUCAUGCGUCUUCACGCAGCAGGGCCGGAAAGGCAUAAACCAGGAUGCCAUGAUAGUGUGGGAAGACUUCAUGUCAGAAGAUGCGAUAUUUUGUGGUGUGUUUGAUGGCCACGGUCCACAUGGUCAUCUUGUUGCUCGCAAAGUAAGGGAUGCAUUGCCAUUGAAGCUGCUGUCCUUCUUGAAUUCUUCUCCAUCAAGGUCAAAUGUGUCAAGUAAAACAUGUUUUGGAGGGAAUGUAAAGAAACUAGACGAUGGAGAAACUGAGAAGGGUGCUUCACCUGAGGAGAAAUUAAAUCUAGAAUGGAGAGAAGCUUUCAUGAAGUCAUACAAGUCCAUGGACAAAGAGCUUAGGUCUCAUCCGAAUGUAGACUGCUUCUGUAGUGGUAGCACUGCUGUCACUCUAGUCAAACAGGGGUCAAAUCUUUUCAUGGGUUAUAUUGGGGAUUCCCGAGCAAUCCUUGGAUCAAAAGACAGUAGCGAUUCCAUGAUAGCAAUCCAGUUAACUGUUGAUCUAAAGCCUGAUCUGCCAAGGGAAGCUGAAAGGAUUAAACGAUGCAAGGGUAGGGUGUUUGCUUUGCAAGAUGAGCCUGAAGUAUCUCGAGUGUGGUUGCCUUUUGACGAUGCUCCUGGGCUAGCAAUGGCUCGAGCCUUUGGAGAUUUCUGUUUGAAGGAGUAUGGAGUGAUCUCCAUACCUGAAUUUGCUCACAGGAUACUUACAGAGAGAGACCAGUUCAUUGUCCUUGCCUCAGAUGGGGUUUGGGAUGUCUUGAGCAAUGAAGAGGUUGUUGAGAUAGUGUCCUCAGCUCCAAGCCGGUCAGCAGCUUCAAGAUUUGUGGUAGACGCAGCUGCUCGUGAAUGGAAACUUAAAUACCCCACGUCAAAGAUGGACGAUUGUGCAGUUGUUUGCUUGUUUUUAGAUGGGAAAAUGGACUCAGAAUCUGACUACGAGGAACAAGGCUUUUCAUCUGCAACCCUCCAGAGUAAUCACUCCGGCAAUGCAGUUGAAUCUGAUGAUGGCCAGAAAUCUGAGCCCACUUUGCAGAGGAAUUGCACUGUGAGAUCAUCUGAUGAAAGUGAUACUUAUGGACGACUAAAUGUUGAUAAUGAAGGGAAUUUCGAACCAAUGUCAACUGAAGACCAGAACUGGUUAGGGUUAGAAGGUGUCACGCGCGUGAACUCCCUUGUUCAGCUUCCAAGAUUCUCUGAGGAAAGGCCAAUUCAUGUAUGAAAUGGCCUUUUGUUGUACCAUGUUAUCUUUUUUUGCUCAUUAAAUCCAAAAGAAAGAUAAAUCUUUCUGGAUUGCCAUUUCCUCCGAUUUUGUUGUAGUCACGAAAUGUCAGGGUACAGUUCUGUUCAGGUAAUUGAUGCAUGAAACGGUCUCUGAUUUUCUUCAGUUGAUGUACAUUCUUAGUCCCAGUAACGCUUUGGCAAUGUAGAUUUAGCAUUUCUUACCUGCGGACUUGUAGACUUGUUUUUACAUCUGCAGUAUGCAUUGGAUUUAUUCAUAGUAGUGCUUGGAAUAACAAGGAUAAAUUGUUGUUUCUAC